Centruroides sculpturatus (bark scorpion) is the source of this 2477-nucleotide messenger RNA. Its product is annotated as solute carrier family 52, riboflavin transporter, member 3-B-like. The transcript has 5 exons. Gene Ontology annotation, biological process: riboflavin transport. Bases 558 to 1934 code for a protein of 458 amino acids. Lineage: Eukaryota; Metazoa; Arthropoda; Arachnida; Scorpiones; Buthidae. The record is from RefSeq and is a predicted model, not a curated record. Gene Ontology annotation, cellular component: plasma membrane. Gene Ontology annotation, molecular function: riboflavin transmembrane transporter activity.
AAUCUCAUCGCUCGUACUUCCGGUCGUCUCCCAUAGUAUUUCGGAACUUGAAGAGCCACUUUAAAGUAAAAUCUGUAAAUUCUCUCUAAACUAAACUAAAAUGCACAGUUUAUCGUCAUAUUUUCAUAAGAUUUCAUGGCAAAAUGAAAUUUUGCAAUAUCAAAUCUAAUUAAAUCAAAUCAAAAAUUUUAUUAGUGGUAUAUAAUUUUUGUAUGUCCAAAAAAGUUAUGUAACUAUUUAUCUAAUGAUAAUUAAAAAGAUAAAGCUGAUAAUGCAGCAAGUCCAAAAGAUCAUACUUUGAAUCAUCAUUGUGUAUAUAUAAUAAAGACAUACGUAGGUUUUAAAAAUUUAUAACGAGACUCGCUGUUAUGCAGAGUAUAAACUUGAUUUUAAAAACUUGUUUUGUUUUCCUAUUAUAAUUCACAGAAGUGUUAGUGAAAAUAUCGAUUAAACUGAUUAUCACAAGUAUGAUUAAAAUUAAAAUUUCAAUUUUUAUCUACUUUCAAAAGUUCAAUGAACUUAUAGACUAAAAUCAAUUAUACAAAAUUUGAACAGCAAUGGCUGACAUUAAAUAUGGAAGCCUUUCAAUUUCCAGCAUGACUGAGUUUGGUGGAAGAAUAAUACUCAUAGAUAUCCUAGCAGUCUUUUUUGGACUCAGUUCUUGGAUGGAAAUUAAUGGUUUAUGGGUAGAAUUACCUGUUCUGCUCCAAGUAUUGCCCGAAGGGUGGUCACUAGCCUCUUAUAUCGUAGUCAUCACCCAGAUAGCUAAUUUAGGACCAAUAAUUUACACUUUGGCAUGUAGAAAAUGGUCUUCCAGGAAAUUGGAAAUACCAGUGAUUUAUUUUACAUUAUCAAUUGGAAUCACUUCAUGUUUUCUGCUUACUUUUCUUUGGUCAAAAACAUCUGUUGUUUUUGGAAAUCUCCAUAGUACUGCACUUCUCUCAUUGGCAUUUCUUUUGGCAUUUGUGGACUGUACUUCUUCUGUUCUAUAUCUACCUUUUAUGGCACACUAUAAAGAAAAAUAUCUUUUAUCUUACUUAAUUGGUGAAGGCAUGAGUGGUCUUUUACCAGGAAUAGUGGCAUUAAUCCAAGGUGUAGGAGGAAAUGCAAAAUGCAAAUUAGUCAAUAAUACAAACACAACAAAAUGGAUACAAUAUUCUGAUCCACCUCUGUUUUCUGCUGAAACUUUUUUUGGAAUUUUAACUUUCUUGAUGAUAAUGAGUGGAUUAUCUUUUAUCUUCCUUCAUCUUCUACCUCAAAUUAAAGAAGAGAAAGUGAUGUCAACCACAAUUGUACCAAUUAUUUUCAAGAAAAACUGUGAUGAGAAUUUCGACAGUCAGUCAUCUGAACAAAGUAUUUCAUCUGAAACUCAAACAAGAGCAUCACUUGUAAAAUCUCGUGUACUAAAUAAAAGACGCUUUGUGACACUUUUAGCAUUUCAAGUAUUUUGUUGUGCUCUGACAAAUGGAGUUCUACCAGCAAUACAGACAUACUCAUGCUUGCCUUAUGGAAAUGUGGCUUACCAUUUAUCAGUGACACUCUCAAGCAUUGCCAAUCCUUUAGCAUGUUUUGUGGCUAUGUUCUUUCCCACAAAGUCACUGCCACUCAUCAGCUUGCAAAUGGUAAUUGGUACAGGUUGGUCUGUCUAUAUUAUGACAGCAGCAGUGACAAGCCCAUCACCACCUCUAAUACACACAACAGCUGGAGUAAUUUUAAUAAUUUUAUCUUGGAUAUGCUUUGUCAGUUUACUCUCUUAUGUUAAAGCAUGUUCCACAUCUAUCUUACGUCAAGAAGGAAGUCAUUUUGCCAUGAUGUGGUGUGGAGGCAUAAGCCAAAUUGGUUCUGCCACUGGAGCUCUUAUUGUAUUGUUACUAGUUACUUUUACUAAUAUCUUCCAAUCAUAUGAUGUCUGUAAAUCUUAUCAUGCAGAAUAAAAUGAUUAGUAUAAAGUUAACAAAAGUUUUCGAAAAUUGUCAUUAAUAUAUAUAACUGCAUUCAGAUUUUGAAACUAAUCUUAGAAUCAAUAACAAACAGUUUAAUAAACAACAACUAAUUCACAAAGAGACUCUUUAUUAUUACUAUCAUUAUCAUUUGACAACAUUCCAAAUAUAUUAAUAGAAAAUACAAAAUAUGAAUACAUAAAAAUUAAUUUUUUUCUAUUGUUAAUAUAGCAUUAAAAAAUAAAUUCUAAUUUAUUAAGUGAAUCUGAAAGUAUACACUUACUUCCAGCAAAAACAAAUUUUAAAAAAAUAUAUCUUCUGUAUCAUACUACAAAUAUUUUUCAUAUGUAACUUAGUAAUAUUUUAAGUUACAUAUUAAAUGCAUAAUUGUGACAUAUUUGAACAGUGUUUUUUGGGCAUUGAAUAUUUUUUUAAGAUUUUAUAUAUAAUCUCACUAUUUGCAAUAUAAAUCCAUAGUUUUAUGUUAAGUAAUAUCUCCUAAGAAUUAUUAUUAAUUUCACCAGGUCUACAGGCAUU